AUGGCCGCAGCUGAUCUCGGGCCCCAUGUCCCACGGGCUAUAGCAUCGACGCUGAUCUUCGCUCAGCAGGAGGCCGGCACAGCCGUGUGUAUCGACUCUCGCGGGUGGAUCGUGACCUGUGCCCAUUGUUUCGGGGAGUCUCCUCAGGAAUGGCGUGCGCAACGGUACAAGUGGCUCCUCUAUUACUCCGGACUCGCGGUCCAGGCUGAAUGCCGCGCGUGGGAUGCCCGGCGUGAUCUCGCCCUGGCCAAAGUGAUUCGCAUGGAAUCGCCAGAGGCACAAGGACACAGACUACCUCGGUUUACAUUUACCUUCUUGGCAACGCGCAGUACCAACCGGGACCGGAUUCUGUGUACUGGGCAUCCCGGGGCAGACGACCUUGAAUCGGCCUCGCCGCGCAAGGCCGAUUACGACCUAGUGGAAAUCUUCCAAGGUCGCCAUCGCGGCAUGGUUCCAGGUGCGGACCUGCACGAUAACUCGGAAAUAGGUGCGUUGAAGCAUGAUGCGUGGACGUACUGGGGCCACUCAGGUGCGCCGCUCUUGCGUUGGGCAGACGGCACACUGCUAGGUCUUCAUUCUUCCUGGGAUGAUACCACGGCGGUGAGACACGGAGUCCCCCUGGUUGCCAUCAGGGAGUUUCUGAUGGCUUCACCUCCUUCCCCCCCGGGGCGAACGGAUCGGACUCUCGCUGGCCCCGCAGGAGACGAGCACAACGGAACGAGAGGUACUUGUCGUUGA
Messenger RNA from Penicillium riverlandense, 738 nucleotides. RefSeq names its product S1 family peptidase. The transcript has a single exon. NCBI's taxonomy places the organism in Eukaryota, Fungi, Ascomycota, Eurotiomycetes, Eurotiales, Aspergillaceae. The record is from RefSeq and is a predicted model, not a curated record. The coding region runs from base 1 to 738 and encodes 245 amino acids.